This is a messenger RNA of Ceratina calcarata, 3046 nucleotides long. RefSeq names its product Suppressor of cytokine signaling at 36E (gene Socs36E). Bases 507 to 2099 code for a protein of 530 amino acids. Gene Ontology annotation, cellular component: phosphatidylinositol 3-kinase complex. Gene Ontology annotation, molecular function: 1-phosphatidylinositol-3-kinase regulator activity. The transcript has 5 exons. The record is from RefSeq and is a predicted model, not a curated record. Gene Ontology annotation, biological process: intracellular signal transduction; phosphatidylinositol phosphate biosynthetic process. Lineage: Eukaryota; Metazoa; Arthropoda; Insecta; Hymenoptera; Apidae.
GAGAGAGAUAGAGAGAAAGAGGGAGAGAGAGAGAGAGAGAGAGAGAGAAAAUCAGUUAGGGAAAAUGGCUGACGAUGUAUUAGGUGAUGUUUUGACAAUUUUACUUUUUUGAUUACGGUAGUGAGGAAGAACCGUGCUAUAUUUUAAAUAAUGAUUUUAAUCAUAUUGUGAAAUAACUAUUUUCGCGAACAUAAGGAAUAGUUUUCCACGUGCUACCGUAGGUUGAUGAAGACGAUCUUGUCAAAACUUGUCUGGACCUGUUUCAAGAAACUGCCAUUAGGAAAUGUUCAUUAUGAACGUCUGAAUAAAUUUUGUAAUAGCUUUCGCAGAGAGGAUUAUGCUAUUGGAUUUUUAUACUGUUGAUAAUCAAAACUUCCUGAUGAUUAGCAAAUUGAUGUGAUAACACGAUGAUAUUGUGUGAUGUGAAAACGUUCAUAACAUUUCUAUGAACCAGAAAUAGAAACGAAAUACUUUUGAGGGCAAUAAAAUGCCUGUCAAUCCAUUUAAUGAUGGGACAGCAUUUGGCUAGUCUCAGAGAAUUUUUUAGAAUGGCUGGUGAGAGGCAGUCUUCCGAAGUAUAUAAUAAUGUACAGUCAGCACAAUUAGAGAUAACGAAUCAGGAUGGUAUUGAAAGUCUGCAUGAUAAUGAGAAUAAUGGAAACGUACCUGCAUCAAAUUUAACUGUUCAUAAAGAAUGCAAGGCAAAUGGAAAUCUGGAUAAUGAUUGUGUAAAUUUAGAUUUAGAUAAUCAUAAUUCUAGAUUUGAAAGUUUAUAUAGUCAACCAAUUGAGUCUCAUGACUCAAAAUGCAGUAAUGGAAAUGUUAAUAAUGAGAUAUGCUUCAAGCAACAGGAAACAUGUCCCAUAAAUCCACCUUUAAGAAGAUCUUCCAAAACUUUAUCGUUUGGAAAAAGAAAAGGUAAACAACGUAACAAGGAUCAAAGUCCAGUGUGUACCCAUGUUUUGACUCCAAUAAAGAAACGGAGUUGCUGGGUAUUAAAAUUUAACUGUGCUAAGAAUAAAAUUUCUAAGAGCACAGACAUUAUUCCUGGUCAAGGAAGUAAUAGUUCGGAAUGCGUUUGCACUGGUUAUAGAAGAACUGAUGAACACCCUAUGGGUGCUGGUGUUAUAUUUAAUAGUAAAUCUGCUCCUCAGAGCCCAAUACUUGGUCCACUUCCACCAAGUCCUGUGAUUGAUCUUUCAAGAUUCAAUCCAGAGGAAUUCCCGAUGGAAGUAUGUGUUACUAUUACUAUUAUUUUAUGGCACACUUGCAUAAAAUAUAAAUUGGUAUACUUUAUUUCAAAGGAUUGUGAUGAGAGAGCUCGUUUGCAACGUGCUCGUGAAAUGGAGGAAGGUGUUGAACCUCCUCCUGGUUACAAGCCUAAUCCUUCGGCGAUCCAAGUACAUCCAAAUGGAAUAACGGUGGACAGUUUAGCAGCUUUGUUCCAAGCGCAUGCUGGUAUACACGCAGCUGCACUCACAGCAUUAUCACAGAUUGACUUUACGUUAAUUCCGAACAUUGAACGACCCGCACACACGCAGGUUGAUUACGUUCAUUGUCUUGUGCCGGAUUUAGGUUCAAUUACAGCUUGUUCUUUUUAUUGGGGUAAGAUCGAUAGAUACGAAGCUGAACGUUUAUUAGAGGGUAAACCAGAGGGUACGUUCUUAUUACGUGACUCAGCACAGGAAGAGUUCAUAUUUUCCGUUAGUUUUCGAAAAUAUGGACGAUCUCUGCACGCCCGAAUCGAACAAUGGAAUCAUAAGUUUAGUUUCGAUUCACAUGAUCCGGGAGUUUACGCAUCAGAGACGGUGUGUGGUUUAAUUGAACACUAUAAGGAUCCAUCGUGUUCUAUGUUCUUCGAACCUAUGCUUACAAUACCAUUACAUCGAAAUUUUGCUUUUCCUCUGCAACACCUAUGUCGUGGAGUAAUAACCACACGAACGACUUAUGAUGGUAUAAAUAAGUUACAAUUGCCAAAGACACUCAAAAGUUAUCUCAAAGAAUAUCACUACAAGCAAAGAGUACGGGUCAGACGAUUAGACACGGAAAAUGAUUUACAAUCAGAUGGAAGAUCCAUAUCAUAUUUACCUUUAAUAUGAAUCUCUGCAUUCAUAUUCAACAGUUUAUUGUCUUUAAAUUCGCAACUAUAGUUUGUUACAGUGAUAUGUGGCGUAUAUAUACAUACAUACAUACAUACAUACAUAUAUAUAUAUAUAUAUAUAUAUAUAUAUAUAUAUAUAUAUGUAUAUAACAACUAAUUUAAUAUCACUGCCCGGAGUAUCGAUUCAGAAAGUGUUAUUAAUUUUACGUGAGUGUGUAAAAAUUUGAAAAAGAAUGUUCCCUUUUUUUAAUAUUAUCCGUCCUUUAUUUUCUUCUCGUUGUAACAAUACAUAGUAUUCUUUUCUGCUUUCUUCAAGUAUUGAAAAUAUUUACUCUCUUGUAUGAAGUAUUACAACGUUGAAUGAUUUUUUCGAGACUUCGCAUGCAUCAAACGGAUUGCAAUAUUAGCAAAUAAAACUACGCAUAUUCUACAUAUGAAUCGUUAGCAAAUUUUGAAACAGUAGCUGCCGUUUUUCAUAUUAUCAUCAUCUUUUACAUUUGCAUCACAGAUACAGAUAAUACAUAACGAGAAAGAGGAGUAACAUGUAAAUACAUUACUAUAGUAGUUUGGAAUAUGCAACAUACAUAUUUUAAGUUUUAUAUGUCUAGUGACUGAAACAUUUUUUUUUCAAUGUGUUUCAUUAAUAUUUUUAUUUGUAACUUACUUUAGUUCAUAUGUUUCUUCGAGAUAAAAGAUUUCUUAAUGCGAUGAAAACUUUCUAUUAGAACACAUUUUGUGUCUUCAAAACUUUUGGAAAGCCUGAUCUUCCUGGUUUGCUUAAUUGUAACAUGAAUUAGUUACAACUUUGUUCACCUUUAUUGUUACUAAAUAUUUAAAAAAAAUUGAAAGGGAUAUAUCAAGUGUAUGUAAUUAUAUUUAAUCUUAAAAAAGUAAUUACUUUGUUGUAAAAAUUUGGAGAAUAAAGGAUUCGUUUAUCUAAUUAAA